CAUCACCAGCGAAAAGAACAGCAAAAAGAGAAACUUUGAAUUGUCGCAACCAGCGCAUGGAAAUAUAUGCCGCAUAGUGACAAUGGCGCCUCCAAGACCGUCCAACCCUGUCGAAUACAAUGAAUUCAUGAAGAAGCUCGCGGCGUAUCAUGAGAAGAGAGGAACCUUGCUCGAUCCCACUCCAAAGGUCGCUGGCAAAUCGAUCGAUCUUCUCCAACUCUUCAACUACGUUGUCGCAGAAGGAGGGUACGACAAGAUCAGUGGUAUCAAGUUGGCAUGGAGAAAGGUUGCUGCAGACUGGGGAUUCCCAGCAAACAACAUCGCACCUCCCGCAUUCUCGCUGAAGUCGGUCUUCUACAAGAACCUUGCGGCGUACGAAAUAUCGACGAUCCAUGGCAAAGAACCGCCACCAAAAGAGAUACUCGAGGACGUAACUGCGAAAGGUACGGGCCUAAUGUCGCGGACCUUGGAGAACUACCGGCCUGCAGGUCGAGAGUCGGGCGCAUUGGGCAAUGAGAAUUCAGACAUAUCUGGCGACGAUGGCACACCCGCAAGAGAACGCAACGAAAGUGAAGAGGUACUGGGUUCUGGUGGUCGAGUUACUCGUGGUCUGCGACAAGCUCCCCCUCAGCGAAUUCUAUUCCAACCCGAGACUGGUUCAUCGCGAGUAACUAGGAACGUUUCUGCUACAUCCCACGCACCUUCUCCACAGCACAACAGUCACCAAUAUCAUCAACAGCAACAACCUCGAGGCGCAUCUACAACCAAUAACCCGUCGUCAAACAUGGAGAACAUGUCUCUGGCCGUUGCAAAUUAUGAACCUCGACCUCACCAUCCGUUAACUCUGCGUCCAAUCGUCACACCUGGAAAUAAUCCUGCAGAAUUUGCACGCCGUCAAAAGUUCCUGAAUGAUGCCGCAGCUGGAAAGCCAUUGCCUUCGAAGCAAAGUGGAAUUAUGCUCCCUGGUAAAUAUUUCGAUGGUCCAAACAUCUAUGUCCGCUGCUUGCAAGCCCUGCGCUCGGGCAUUUUUUCCGAGCAAAACUAUGCCUUACAUCAUUUGGUCAAGAUAUCGAUGGAACGAGGAGACAAGUACCGAUUCGAAGGUUUUCCUGGUUUGGCAGAAGCUCUUGUUGAGAAAGUCAUGGAGGUAGCCUCGUUAUUCUUCAAGGUUAAUUGGCAGGUGGCAUAUACCGAGGAAGAAAUGAUGAGUGGCCCAUACAUGCUCAACGGCAUUGAUGGCACUCCUGAUAUUUUGCUAAGAAUGGCAAAACACGCGAAGCUCUACGUUGACGACAAUAUCUACACUGCCGAAUUCGCCGACAAGAUGCUGCAAAUCAAUGAGGCUGCUCUCACAUUGAGGAACAUGGUCAUGCUCGAGGAUAAUGCUUUGUACGUUUCGGACCUUGCACCUCUUCGGGAUCUACUCAGCAUUGUUCUCAAUCUACCUGUGGUGGACAGCGUCGUUGAAUUGAAGCAUUAUGCUCUCGACAUCGCGGAACAGAUUACCAAAUACCUUCACUUCGACGAGACCGAUCCACUCUAUAUUUCCCUCCUCGCACAACUGCAAUCUGAUGACAGAGGUGCUAUCUUGACAUCACUUCGGGCAAUCAGCAGGAUUUCCAUGCAGCUCGAAGAGAAUAAUCUGUUGAAAGGUGUACCGGCUACCGCGAUUCAAAAUAUCAUCGACUGGACCCUGCUGAAUGAUGAGGAUCUUGCCCAUGCCUGCUUAGACUUCCUCUAUCAAUACACCGCUGUUGUCGACAACGUGGAUUUUCUCCUUGCGAAUGUUCAGGUAGAGCCUCUGGUUAACCAGCUGGUGCGCCUUUUGGCAUAUGGAGCUAGACACGCCGAGCGAGAAUAUGCUCUCACUCGAGAUGGCCGAGUCCCCGCACCACAACGAAUUGCGCCUCUUCCACGAGAUCUCUUACCUCAGCUAAUCAAGCUUGACGAACCGGAACGUAGCUCCCAAUGGCUUCGGUGCCUAUUCGAGGAAGAUCCUGAAGAGUCCAUUACGCAGAUUGCUCUCUGGCAAGCAUAUCAAGCCUGCUUCACACCAACUGUCUCGGAGACGGGACAUGCACUGCUUCCAGCAGCAGAUUUCAUCAAGAAUGUCAGUACCACAUUUGGUGAUAAGGCUGCCGCCCAAGUCCAACCAGGCGUGGUCCAAAAAUUUAUCAUCAAAGGCAUCAGAAUGCGCAGCGCUCCAGUCGGUCUCAAUGGUGAGGAAGCUUUGGGAUGUAAGUGGAAGAUUAAGGAAAACUCCCCCGAGCUUUGCCGAGAAUACUUUAUGUCUCCAGAGGAGGUACACAAACAUAUCCUCAAGGCUCACUUGGGUGGGGUUGAGAAGGAAAAUGGCCAGUGGGAAAAUAAAUUCGGCCGACAAUAUACUUGUCUCUGGACUGGUUGUACCAGAUUCAAGACCGCUCCGGCAACCACUCUACUUCAGAUGGCCAACCACAUCAAAGUCCACCUCCCUCCAAAGCCUGUUGGACGUAAGGGAGUCGAUGAUGGUCCGCCCCCAAUGAAGAAACUCAAGCCAUCAUACAUCGUAUCUGCACCAAGACAGGCAUUCUCUUACCAAGUCACAGCGACUGACGAUCGUCAAGAUGCUGCCGGAAUCCCGCUUAGCGCCGUCCUUGUCCUUCGCAAUCUGGCACGAAAUCUGUCCAAGACGGAGGCAGAAGAGGCUGCGUUGAAGAGUGAGGGUGGAGUUUCUUGGGUCGACCGCUUGUUCAAGCCAGUUGAGCAACGAUUAUUCGAGGUCAUGACACAUAACAAGAGCUUGACUCUGUAUAUGACCGAUUUGCUCAGCGCUAUUAAGGAUGCAUAGACGGGAUGAUAUGGCGUAUUUGGCUCUGGAAGGUUACUUACUCAAGCGUGAUUUGGGAAGGAAAAAUUUCGAGGCGCAAAUGGAGUUUUGAAUCGUGUAAGAAUAUGUCUAGAUACCCGAAGCGGGAAGCAAUGGUAAUACGAUG
Molecule: messenger RNA, 2975 nt
Organism: Mollisia scopiformis
Lineage: Eukaryota; Fungi; Ascomycota; Leotiomycetes; Helotiales; Mollisiaceae
Exons: 3
Coding region: 83-2830 (915 amino acids)
Biological process (GO): regulation of DNA-templated transcription
Molecular function (GO): DNA binding
Source: RefSeq, a predicted model, not a curated record